Messenger RNA from Zychaea mexicana, 349 nucleotides. RefSeq lists its product as uncharacterized. The transcript has a single exon. Bases 104 to 262 code for a protein of 52 amino acids. Lineage: Eukaryota; Fungi; Mucoromycota; Mucoromycetes; Mucorales; Lichtheimiaceae. The record is from RefSeq and is a predicted model, not a curated record.
GUAAACUUAUAUCAUGGUGAUGUAUCAUGUACUGUUGUAAUACCUCCCCUAGCAAUUAAUAGGAUUACUUGCUUUUGCACCAUUGCACCCACCGAUCUCGAUUAUGAUAAAUUACAUCAUUAUUCAGGUUAUCAAAUCAAAUACCUCAUCAUUCAUAAAAGCACCAUCAUCAAAGAGCUUCCCCCGAAACUUCAUAUUUAUCUCAUAUAUGUAUAUCGAAAUAACGACAACAGAAUGGCCCUGUGAUAGAUUGGAUAUAUAAUGUCACAGUUUUCAAGUUUCAGAAAAGAGAGAUGAUCGUCAUCGGCAUGUAUUUAUGUAAAAGUACCGUGCGAUUAUUCCACCGAAU